AUGGUUGGGAAGAGGCUAAUUGUCCUGGUUCUCGUUUUGUUCUUAACGUUGGCGGCCGCAAUAUGUGCAGAGAGUAGUUGGGAGUCAAAGAAUAUUAAUGACGGUGAUGUGGAAGUGGGAGCGAGUGUGAAGAAGAAUUUACCAGAAUGGUUUGUUGGUGGUGGUAGCUCUGCUGCUGCUAGUUGGAGUGGGAAUGAGGGUCUAGGCAGUGGUGGUAUUUCGAAGGGCUACAGCCUCGGCCACUCCUUCAAUUUCGGUGGUUCGGGUGGCGGAAUAGGAGGUGGCGUUGGCGAGGGUAAAGGUGAAGGUAUUGGAGGUGGGAUUGGUAAAGGUGGCGGAGUAGGAGGUGGCAUUGGCAAGGGUGGAGGCAUUGGAGGUGGUUCUGGUGGGGGCAUUGGAGGUAGUUCGGGUGGUGAAAUAGGAGGUGGCGUUAGCAAGGGUGGAGGCAUUGGAGGUGGUUCGGGUGACGGAAUUGGAGGUGGUGUUGGCAAGGGUGGUGGAAUAGGAGGUGGGAUUGGUAAAGGUGGUGGUAUUGGAGGUGGUUCGGGUGGCGGAGUAGGAGGUGGGAUUGGUAAGAGUGGAGGCAUUGGAGGUAGUUCGAGUGGCGAAAUAGAUGGUGGCAUUGGCAAGGGUGGGGGCAUUGGAGGUGGUUCUGGUGUGGGCAUUGGAGGUGGUUCGGGUGGCGGAAUUGGAGGUGGCGUUGGCAAGGGUAGUGGAAUAGGAGGUGGGAUUGGUAAAGGUGGUGGCACUGGAGGUGGUUCGGGUAGCGGAGUAGGAGGUGGGAUUGGUAAGACUGGAGGCAUUGGAGGUGGUUCGAGUGGCGAAAUAGGAGGUGGCAUUGGCAAGGGUGGAGGCAUUGGAGGUGGUUCUGGUGGGGGCAUUGGAGGUGGUUCGGGUGGCAAAAUAGGAGGUGGCGUUGGCAAGGGUGGAGGCAUUGGAGCUGGUUCGGGUGGCGGAAUAGGGAGUGGCGUUGGCAAGGGUGGCGGAAUAGGAGGUGGGAUUGGUAAAGGUAGUGGUACUGGAGGUGGUUCGGGUGGCGGAGUAGGAGGUGGGAUUGGUAAGAGUGGAGGCAUUGGAGGUGGUUCGGGUGGCGGAAUAGGAGGUGGCGUUGGCAAGGGUGGAGGCAUUGGAGGUAGCAUUGGCAAGGGUGCAGGUAUUGGAGAUGGGAUUGGUAAAGGUGGUGGAGUUGGCAAAAGUGGGGGUAUAGGAGGUGGCGUUGGCAAAAGUGGAGGUAUUGGAGGUGGGAUUGGUAAAGGUGGUAGCACUGGGGGUGGUUCGGGUGGAGGAAUAGGAGGUGGAACUGGUAAGGGUGGAGGGCUUGGCGGGGCCAUUGGAGGUGGUUCUAGUGGAGGCAUCGGUGGUGGUUCAAGUGGGGGUAUAGGGGGUGGAGGUGGUACCAAUGGAAGAAUAGAAGGUGGCGCUGGAACUGGUAGUGGUGGUUCAGCAGGGGGUAUAGGAGGUGGCGUUGGCAAAGGUGGAGGUAUUGGAGGUGGGAUUGGUAAAGGUGGUAGCACUGGGGGUGGUUCGGGUGGAGGAAUAGGAGGUGGAACUGGUAAGGGUGGAGGGCUUGGCGGGGCCAUUGGAGGUGGUUCUAGUGGAGGCAUCGGUGGUGGUUCAAGUGGGGGUAUAGGGGGUGGAGGUGGUACUGGAGGUGGUACCAAUGGAAGAAUAGGAGGUGGGGCUGGAACUGGUAGUGGUGGUUCAGCAGGGGGCAUAGGAGGUGGCGUUGGCAAAGGUGGAGGUAUUGGAGGUGGGAUUGGUAAAGGUGGUAGCACUGGGGGUGGUUCGGGUGGAGGAAUAGGAGGUGGAACUGGUAAGGGUGGAGGGCUUGGCGGGGCCAUUGGAGGUGGUUCUAGUGGAGGCAUCGGUGGUGGUUCAAGUGGGGGUAUAGGGGAUGGAGGCGCUGGAGGUGGUACCAAUGGAAGAAUAGGAGGUGGGGCUGGAACUGGUAGUGGUGGUUCAGCAGGGGGCAUAGGAGGUGGCGUUGGCAAAGGUGGAGGUAUUGGAGGUGGGAUUGGUAAAGGUGGUAGCACUGGGGGUGGUUCGGGUGGAGGAAUAGGAGGUGGAACUGGUAAGGGUGGAGGGCUUGGCGGGGCCAUUGGAGGUGGUUCGAGUGGGGGUAUAGGGGGUGGAGGUGCAGGAGGUGGUACCAGUGGAGGAAUAGGAGGUGGGGCUGGUGCCGGUAGUGGUGGUUCAGCGGGGGGUAUAGGAGGUGGAGGUGCAGGUGGUGGUACCGGUGGAGUAAUAGGAGGUGGGGCUGGAGCCGGUAGUGGUGGUUCAGCAGGGGGUAUAGGAGGCGGAGGUGGAGGUGCAAGUGGUGGGGUUGGAGCCGGUAGUGGCGGUUCAGCAGGGGUUAUAGGAGGUGGUGCAGGAGUAGGAUUUGGAGAUGGCAUUGGCAAAGGAAUUGGUGUAGGUGGUGGAAGUGGAGGUGGUGUAGGAGGUGGAGGAUUUGGUGGCAGUGGAAGAUUUGGAGGAGGUGCUGGCGGAGAGUUUGGAGGAGUAGGAGGAGGUGGCAGCUUUAGAGGAGGUUCGAGCGUAGGCGUUGGUAGUGGUAGUGGGAUAGGAGGAGGAUUUGGCGGAGGAGGUGGAGCUGGAGGUGGGAUUGGUGGAGAACUCUAGUCUUGGGGGGGCUGAAACAGCUAAAUUAUUUAUCGGGACAAGCACAAUGGGAAAUGUUUUAUGUUCUUCGCAAGUCCGAAUUAAUUUCUUGUUGUAAACUUGUUCCUCGUUUGUUUAUGUUUUGUUUCGCAUCUCUAUUGAUGCUUUAUCUCUUCUGUAAUUCAUUUUCCUCUACUGACAAUUAAUCGC
Coffea arabica (coffee) is the source of this 2808-nucleotide messenger RNA. Lineage: Eukaryota; Viridiplantae; Streptophyta; Magnoliopsida; Gentianales; Rubiaceae. The record is from RefSeq and is a predicted model, not a curated record.